This is a messenger RNA of Fonticula alba, 3491 nucleotides long. RefSeq lists its product as hypothetical. Gene Ontology annotation, biological process: proteolysis. Gene Ontology annotation, molecular function: cysteine-type endopeptidase activity; protein binding. Bases 1 to 3192 code for a protein of 1063 amino acids. NCBI's taxonomy places the organism in Eukaryota, Rotosphaerida, Fonticulaceae. The transcript has 14 exons. Gene Ontology annotation, cellular component: plasma membrane. The record is from RefSeq and is a predicted model, not a curated record.
AUGGGUCAUGGCGACAGCCCACACGUCCCCAAGUCGCCUCCUGGCGAGGCGGGGGAGUCGACAGCGCCUGACCGGCGGAGCCCCUCGCCGGUGGCCGUCCUCUCCAACUUCCUGGGGGAUCUGGUCAACUUGACGGUCCUUGACCUGAGUGGCGAUUCUCUCGAUGAUUCGGCUUUCCUCCUGUUGAUGGCCUCCCUUGCCGCACUCGAUGGCCCGCCCCUGAAGGAGCUCUACCUCGCCGAUCUUGGCCUCAGUCCUCAGGGCUUUUCCAACGGCCUUCAACUUGUGUCUCGACAGUUGACCUGCCCGCCGAAAUUGAGCGGCGUCCAUUCCCUUUCACUUUCUUACAACUCCGUCGCCAGCAUCCCCGCCUCACGGGCCCUUUGUUCCUUCAUCGCCAUGCUCCCGGAGCUGCAGCUUCUAUUCCUCGAACAUAUGGACCUCUUCCCGUGGGCCACGGAGUUCCUGCCUCUGGUGUUGCCCCACCUGCCUCAAUUGCAGGAGCUCCGUCUCGAUGGCAACACCUGCACAGACAUCGAGGUUGCCAGCAUAGCCUACCAGCUCCAUGGCAAGCCUCUCAGCCUCCUCUCUCUCCGAGGCAAUCCAAUCUCCCUGAACCCCGAUCUUGCUCCCUCCACUCCCCUGCUUGUCCAGUACCUGGACCUUUCAGAGUCAGGUCCUCUCUCCAUUGGCCACCUAUCGAGCUACUUCUUCCCAGGCACCUUGGUCCACCUGAGGCUCGUCUCUUCGAGCCUUGUCGAGAUGCCGCCUGGACUUCGGUCGCCUGGCUUCCCUGCGCUUCGGAUCCUGGAACUGUCCCAUGUGCCUUUGCCCUCGAUUACCACAUCCCUCACGCAUCUGCUCGGUCCAAAUCUCCUUGUUCUGGAUUUGUCAUUCUGCAACCUGAUCCCCGAUGACCUGGCCCGAUUGGCUCUCGAAAGUCGUCAACUCGGCAAUCUGGCCUACCUGGACCUCUCCUCCAAUCCCCUGGUCACCCUCGAUGCGCUGACGACCUUCUUCCAGCUGUCCUUCACUCACCUGCGCCACUUGCUGGUGUUGUUUGUUGAUGCGCUGUCCAUCCCUGCGCCGGCUGUUGUACAGGCACUCCUCUCUUCAGUCCUUCCGCCCCUGCUCUGGAUUUCCUUCCAAUCCGAGAGCCCCCUUUGUGCAUUCCCCUCAACCGAUGCGGCCGAGCCCCACAUCACCUCUCUCCUUCAAACUCUCAUGCUCCCGGCACACUUUGGUCGGAACCUGGCCGGCCUACUGGGCUCCGCUCUGGAAAGUCCGCUGGCCGGCCUCGCCCCAUGGGCCACCCGCCUCGGGGCCUUCCUGGCCGAUUUGCCCAGGCAGGCAUCCGCCCUGGUGGGCUUCUCAAUGGCAAACGAGCCCGGCAGGCUGCCCCACAUCCGGCACCUGGAGAUCUCCCAUCCAGGCCAAUUGCGUCCGAUGGAUCCCGGGGGGGCACCCAUCAUCCCCCCCAAGGCCCUUCCGGGCGCCGGGCAGCCGACUGUCACUUCGACAACUGCCACUUCCGACAACGGCGUCAGUGGCAUCACCGAUGAGGUCUGCACGGGCAGCUGCAGCCGUUCCGACGAAGCACCCCCUGUCGACCUGUCGACCCCCCCGCCGGUGGGGUCCUCCCCGGAGCCGGCGUCCGUGGAGGAGGAGGGCGAUGAAGUGGGCUUCCCCUCGCCGGUGUGCAUGUGGCCGGCCCUUUCGGAGACGCCCCUUCCGGCACAGGUGCCGGCCCUCUGCGCGUUGGAUGCCCAAGUCCCGGCAGCCGGCUGUGCCAAGGCCCCGGCCGCCAGGUGUGGCAGGACCCCGACUGCCGGUGAUGACAGGCCUCCUUCCCCGACGACGGCGGCCAUGGCCACCAGCCGAUCGCCCUCGAUGUUUUGCCUCCCCCCCUCGUUGGAGGAGGGGCCACCGGCGGUGCCGCCCCCCCUGCCGGGCUGUCCUCCAGCGGCGAUGGGCCUGGCCCCGCGGUCGGGCCACCGAAAGCUGGGCCUCUGCAUUGGCAUCAAUGAGUACCAGCACUUCCCGCCACUUGGCUCGGCGGCCAAUGACGCCUACCGCAUUGGUCGGCGCUUUGAGGAGCUCGGCUGGUCCAUCCGAUAUGUGAUUGGCCUGGCCGGGUCAUCGGGGCCCGGGGCCGGGGCCGGGGCCGGGGCCGCCAGCACCGGGGGGGCCGAUGGUCCUCUGCCUCCUCGGCCGAAUGCCGACUCGGGCUCUGCCACCCCGGCGGAUGGUGGCUGGUCCGACACCACCGAGCCGAUCUUCGACUAUUUGCCCCCGGCGGCCGAGCUGCCGGUCGAUGAGUUUGGCCGGAUUCGCGGCGGCCCGGUCUCCACGCGACGCCUGCGCGCGGCGCUGUCCUGCCUGAGCCGGACCAUUGCCACUUCGCCCGAGCCGUGCAUUGUCUUUGUCUUCAUCGCGGCGCAUGGCUGCAUGAACAGCAAUGUCACCUAUGUCCUGGGCUCGGAAUGCCAAUUCGACCGAGCAUACCGUCUGGACCCGGCUGGCCUGAUGCCGGUGGGGUUUGUGAUGGGCUGCUUCCGUCACGAUGCCAGCCAGUUGACCUUUGGCUUGUCGAUUCUGGACAUCUGCCAGACCCCGGCCCCGGUGAGCUGGCCACCGACCGAAAGGGGGCUCAGUGGUGGGCUGCUGCAGGGGCCCGGGGCCGGCCGGGCGCGCCUCAUGCGAGCCUCAUGGCCACCGACGGCGCCCUCGUCCGCGGGCCGGGGGGAGGCAGCCCGGCGGCACUUUGUCCGUGAGGAGGGGAGUGUGCGCUUGGCGGCCGGGGGCCGGCCCGCCUCGCCGCCCCUGCCGGCCCAAUCGUCGCCGGGUCCCUUGUCUGCCGGUACUCGAGCCGAGGGGCUUCGCCUGUCGCAGAGCCUGGCGGCCUACUUCCAGCGCCGUUGGCCGGAGGCCGUGGCCCUGCCCCCGCAGAAUAUGGUUCUCUUUUACAGCUGCCUGCCGAAGGCCUUCUCGUACGAGCUAUCCAAGCAAGAGCACAGCAUCUUCACGGUGGUCCUGCUUGAAUACCUGUUCCAGCGUCGACGGUGCAUCUUCUUCGUUUUGCAGCAGGUUGCCCAGCGCGUAUCAUAUCACUCCCGGCGUUUGUGUCACCGCCGCGCGCAAAAGCCAUGCAUCGUACACGCAUGCUCCAACUCCUUCGAGCUGUUCCCCUAGAUCAAGCGCGUGCGAGGGAGGGCCAGGCACAGGCAGCGAGGGCGAAAGGGCGAAAGAAGGCCCGACGAAGAGAUCAGCCACGCGCCAGGCCCCCUGGGGGGGCGGCUGAAGCAACCCCUGCUUCAUCUGUGUGUGUCUCUUUCCUCCUCUCCCUUUCGCUCUUUCGCCCUCGCUGCCUCCCUCCCUCUCUCCCUCCCUUUUCCUUGCUCCCCCUUGUGUUUCCUUCUGUUGUGUCCUUGUCCCUUCGCCUCUUCCCUUGCCACCCUCCCCACACAUGUGUAUAGACAAUCCUUUCUUCC